CAACAAUAUCAAUCUCCUCUUUCUCUUCAUACUUUCACCUAUAUAUAUACACACCACUCCACCCCCAUUCCCAAACCAAUCUUUCAUCAAAACCAAUCAAAAACCAUUUCUCGUUUGCAGCAGUCGAAAUCAAGAAGAUGGGUUUAGCGAGCAGAGCGUGGAUUGUGGCCGCCAGCGUUGGGCUGGUGGAGGCCUUGAAGGACCAGGGGUUCUGCAGGUGGAACUACACCAUAAGAUCGAUGCACCACCAUGCCAAGGCCAACCUCAGGUGCCUUCCUCGGGUGAAUAACAAGCUUUCUUCUCCGUCGUCCGCGGUGGUCUCGAGCAAGUUGAGGGAACAAAAGGCCAGGCAAUCGGAGGAAUCGCUGAGGAAAGUCAUGUACUUGAGCUGCUGGGGUCCCAAUUGAUCCAAGUUUGGCUUCUAGAGGCUUAAAUUUAGUCGACUCCGAUAAAAGUUUGUUUGAGUCGUGUUAUGAACUUAUGAUGAGUUCAUGAAAUACGAGUCAAUAUCGAUCACAAGCUAGGGCAUUCAGAGAACUUGAGAGUAAGUUAGAAAGUGAUCAGAAGAGAACUGGUGGAGUAAUUUAUACAUAUGCUGUAAAUGUGCACUUUCUUGACAAUAUCAACUACUCCGUAGUAUUAUAUUUGAUCAA
Messenger RNA from Rhododendron vialii, 653 nucleotides. RefSeq lists its product as uncharacterized. The record is from RefSeq and is a predicted model, not a curated record. The transcript has a single exon. The coding region runs from base 138 to 407 and encodes 89 amino acids. NCBI's taxonomy places the organism in Eukaryota, Viridiplantae, Streptophyta, Magnoliopsida, Ericales, Ericaceae.